CCUGUUUUGUAGACAUUACACAAACAUGACUUGCCGGUUAUCUCGCAGAAUAUUCUACGAAUAUACAGUUUGCGCGAGCACACAGUCACUCGAAUAAAUUACUCAAGAAAAUUGUUGACUGACCUUUUGAAAAACUUUUACAUUAACCUAAAAGAUCUAGUAGGACUCCGGUACAUCAUGAAGAUUUGCUUGGCAGUGUCGACAUUUCUAUUUCUGUCAUAUGGCACUAGUCCCGCAAAGGGCGACCUGUUCUGCCAUGUGUGCAACUCCAUUACCCAAGAUACUAUAACAGCCUGUCCAAAUGAAUCUCAGUAUACUUCACGAAAUUGUACCAGUUUACUACCGCGAGCGAGGUUCUGUGUGAUCCUGAACGGAAACUACACGACAGUGACCAGCAAACAUCCCCAAACAGCGCUCGGGCCCCGCCGAACAUGCCAGUUUGAUUUGGACCGCUACGAAAUCUUUGAUACACCACAUCUACAGCCAGGGUGCCGUGAAGUGAACAUCACGAAAACCAAUUAUCUGGCAUUCGAUUAUUUUCAUUUUGAUGGACAAAUCUGCCUGUGCGAUGAAGACAACUGCAACACGGGAGACCGCGGAGUUAUGCGUACCACGACACGAACUCCGCGAGGCAGAAAUACCGGACACACUUUGGUUGUCAUUCCGGCAUUCUUGGUGUUUGCCUUGGCUGUGUUGCUUGGUCUUAUUUAACAGGAAAAAAUUAAUAAAGGAAUUUCCACCGUUAUAAACUGUAAAAAA
Paramacrobiotus metropolitanus is the source of this 759-nucleotide messenger RNA. RefSeq lists its product as uncharacterized. Lineage: Eukaryota; Metazoa; Tardigrada; Eutardigrada; Parachela; Macrobiotidae. The record is from RefSeq and is a predicted model, not a curated record. The coding region runs from base 178 to 711 and encodes 177 amino acids. The transcript is spliced from 3 exons.